AUGGCCUCCCCCGCUGUCACGCCGCCGGUUGCGUUCAACCGCCUCAAGCAGAUCGCUAACGACGCCUGCCAAAGUGCAAUCGGCAGCGCAGAGUUCUACGACCACGCUAAGACCGAGUACUGGAAUGCUACCAUCAUUAACUCGAUCCUGAAGGCCGUCAUCUCCGAGUCUACCCCUUCCGGUAGCACCAACCCCUCCUUCAAGUUUGCUGUCAACAGCACCAUCGUCCAGCACCUCGUCCCCACGUCCCAGCUCAACAAGUCCCGCGGCACCGGCACCUCGAGCGAGGAAGCGAGCGUCAGCACCAGCGCCGACGGUGAGAAGCCUGCCGCGACCGCGACCGACGGCAAGCCCCAUGUCGGCCGCAGGGGCAUGCACAGCGCGACGGGUGCUUUCUGGAACGAGAAGACGGACGGCAUGUGGACGUACAAGUACGACGGGGGCGAGGGCAAGGGCAUGGACGUGAUCAUUAUGCUGAUCUGGAUCGCCUUGUGA
Messenger RNA from Thyridium curvatum, 495 nucleotides. RefSeq lists its product as uncharacterized. Gene Ontology annotation, biological process: microtubule-based movement. The transcript is spliced from 4 exons. Gene Ontology annotation, cellular component: cytoplasmic dynein complex; cytoplasm. NCBI's taxonomy places the organism in Eukaryota, Fungi, Ascomycota, Sordariomycetes, Thyridiales, Thyridiaceae. The coding region runs from base 1 to 495 and encodes 164 amino acids. Gene Ontology annotation, molecular function: dynein intermediate chain binding. The record is from RefSeq and is a predicted model, not a curated record.